AACUAGCGUUAUCUUUUGAUGUCCAAUCAAACGUGGAUAUCACACCUCAUACAAACUAGUCACUUAGUAGGCACCCGUGCUAGUCGAGUUAAGAAGAGUUUUGUGUUGUCAAAUUUACGAAAGCUUUCUUCGUUUUAUUUGUUGACGUACGUGGGUUGCUGCUGAUACCAUGUCGUCCGACAGUGCUGUCGGCAGUAGCCACUCGAAUGUUGAGAUGGUUCGAGGGCAGAUAUUCGAUGUUGGCCCUAGGUACACAAAUUUAUCUUAUAUUGGAGAGGGUGCUUAUGGAAUGGUUGUGUCUGCCUAUGAUAAUGAAACAAACUGUAAAGUAGCCAUUAAAAAAAUUUCACCAUUUGAACAUCAAACCUAUUGCCAACGGACAUUACGAGAAAUUAAAAUAUUAACCAGAUUCAAACAUGAAAAUAUAAUUGACAUAAGAAACAUAUUGCGAGCUGAUACAAUUGAACAAAUGAAAGAUGUGUAUAUUGUUCAAUGUUUGAUGGAGACUGACCUGUAUAAGUUAUUAAAAACUCAGAGACUGAGCAAUGAUCAUAUUUGUUAUUUUCUUUACCAAAUAUUACGGGGGUUGAAGUAUAUACAUUCAGCAAAUGUUUUGCAUCGUGAUCUCAAACCAAGUAAUUUGCUUCUCAACACAACAUGUGAUCUCAAAAUUUGUGAUUUUGGUCUUGCUAGAGUUGCUGAUCCUGAUCAUGAUCACACUGGAUUCCUUACUGAAUAUGUUGCUACAAGAUGGUAUCGUGCUCCUGAAAUAAUGUUGAAUUCCAAAGGAUAUACAAAAUCAAUUGACAUGUGGUCUGUUGGUUGUAUAUUGGCUGAAAUGUUAUCAAAUAGACCAAUCUUUCCUGGUAAACAUUAUUUGGAUCAGUUAAACCAUAUACUAGGAAUAUUGGGAUCCCCCACAGCAGUAGAUUUAUUGUGUAUUAUCAAUGAUAAAGCUCGAAGUUACCUUCAGUCAUUGCCAUUCAAACCCAAAAUAGCAUUUUCAAAACUUUAUCCUACAGCAGAUCCAAAAGCAUUAGAUCUAUUGGAUAAGAUGUUAACAUUUAAUCCUCACAAUAGAAUCACAGUUGAAGAAGCAUUGGCACAUCCAUAUCUUGAACAGUAUUAUGAUCCUGCUGAUGAGCCUGUUGCAGAGGAGCCAUUUAGAUUUGUUACUGAACUUGAUGACUUACCCAGAGAAACAUUAAAACAAAUGAUUUUUGCUGAAACUGUUAAUUUUAGCCAAAACGUUUAAGAUAAGUUGGGUAUUAUGCGUUUAUGAUUCCUUACACUAUACUUGAAACACACUAUUCUAAUUUCUAACUUUAUAUUAUAUUUUAUAAUAAUUUUUAUAAUUAUAUUUCUUGCUUAUCUCUAGUUCUUUAUAAUUAAAAAAAUCUAUAUUUAAUAAUUAAAAUUAAUUAAAUAUCUUAGAAUAAAGUAUGACUAAUAGUUAAA
This is a messenger RNA of Daktulosphaira vitifoliae (grape phylloxera), 1458 nucleotides long. RefSeq names its product mitogen-activated protein kinase 1 (gene rl). Gene Ontology annotation, cellular component: cytoplasm; nucleus. The record is from RefSeq and is a predicted model, not a curated record. Bases 170 to 1255 code for a protein of 361 amino acids. Gene Ontology annotation, biological process: protein phosphorylation; intracellular signal transduction. Lineage: Eukaryota; Metazoa; Arthropoda; Insecta; Hemiptera; Phylloxeridae. The transcript has 9 exons. Gene Ontology annotation, molecular function: MAP kinase activity; ATP binding.